Molecule: messenger RNA, 4863 nt
Organism: Gaeumannomyces tritici R3-111a-1
Lineage: Eukaryota; Fungi; Ascomycota; Sordariomycetes; Magnaporthales; Magnaporthaceae
Product: xanthine dehydrogenase
Exons: 5
Coding region: 474-4655 (1393 amino acids)
Molecular function (GO): FAD binding; 2 iron, 2 sulfur cluster binding; iron ion binding
Source: RefSeq, a predicted model, not a curated record
CCGCACGCCCAACGCCUCUGCUGAGUGAUGGCUCAGGCUCGAUUGGAGGGCGGUAUCUUCCUUGCCACUUCUCCGCACCAGUCUAUCUCUAUCUCCCUUCUCCACCUCCCCUACGUCCGCUUGAGUCUGGCGGCGUUUGUCAGUGAGCUUUCGUCCGUCCCGGUGCUCACUCAUUGAUACUAGUAUCUGAUACGACCACCGUUGAUUCAGUGAACUAGACCUGAAUGUCCUCCGCCGUCCCUGCAUAUAUUUAUCCUGCCGUUUGCCGGGUUCUUGGCGUGGCCCCCGCCUCCUGCCUAUCGAGAAGCCCAACUCGCUUGUCCUGAUCGCUUAUUGCAUUGUGGGACUGAGCCUCCUUCCUCUACUAAACGAAACGGCCAUCUGCAUAUACUCGCUAUAUACCAAACCUGCCCACCGCGCUACCCACGGCCCGACAUAUCUGGUAACGAGACAUCCUGCUCGGCGCCGAUCCCAUGGCACCGACUGCGGUACCCCCGCAGCGGGACGUAUCACUGCCGUUGCGCCCGCUCACGACCACCUACGAUGACAGCGUUGCCUUCUUCCUCAACGGCACUAGAGUGGUGCUGGACGAGAUAGACCCUGAAAUCACCCUUCUAGAGUAUCUGAGGGGCAUUGGCCUGACUGGCACCAAGCUUGGCUGCGGAGAGGGCGGCUGCGGAGCCUGCACCGUCGUUGUCGCCGCCUGGAACCCAACCACCAAACAGGUCUACCAUGCCAGCGUCAACGCCUGCCUGGCCCCACUGGCCAGCGUCGAUGGCAAACAUGUCAUCACCAUCGAGGGCAUCGGAAACACCAAGAAGCCACACGUAGCUCAGCAGCAGAUUGCCCAGGGCAAUGGAAGCCAAUGCGGCUUUUGCACACCUGGAAUUGCCAUGAGCUUGUAUGCGCUUCUGAGGAAUAACAAUGCUCCGUCGGAACACGAUGUUGAGGAAGCAUUCGAUGGCAACCUUUGCCGCUGUACCGGCUAUCGCCCCAUCCUCGACGCUGCCCAUGCCUUCAGCGUCAAGAAGGGGAGCAACGGCUGCGGCAACUCCACCGCAGCCGGCGGGAGCGGCUGUUGCAUGGAAAAUGGCGACGGCCCUCCAGGUGGCUGCUGCAAGUCGGAUUCCAAGUCCACGGGCGACCAGCCUCCGCUCAAGACCUUCGCCCGCCCGGACUUGGUUAAGUACGACCCUGAGACCGAGCUCAUCUUCCCACCUGCGCUCAAGAAGCACGCGUUCAAGCCACUGUCAUUUGGAAACAAGAGGAAGCGGUGGUACCGUCCGGUGACCUUGGAACAACUGCUCGAGCUGAGGAGUGUCUUCCCGAACGCCAAGAUCAUCGGCGGCAGCACCGAGACGCAGAUAGAGAUCAAGUUCAAGGCGCAGCAGUACCCCGUGUCCGUCUAUGUUGGCGAUAUAGCAGAGCUGCGCCAGUACUCCCUGAGGGACGACCAUGUCGAGGUCGGCGGCAAUGUCACACUCACCGACCUCGAGGCCAUCUGCAAAGAGGCCAUCUCUCGUUAUGGCGACGCCCGGUCGCAGGUUUUCGCUGCCAUGUACAAGCAGCUCAAGUACUUCGCCGGGAGGCAGAUCCGGAACGUCGGCACCCCGGCCGGCAAUCUUGUUACAGCGUCACCCAUCUCAGACCUGAACCCCAUCUUUGUGGCUUCAGACUCGGUGCUGCUGGCAAAGUCGCAAGCCAAGGACACCGAGAUCCCCAUGUCCAGCUUCUUCCGGGGCUACCGGCGGACGGCGCUCGAGGCCGACGCGAUCAUUGCUUCGAUUCGGAUUCCCCUGACCCAGGAGAAGGGCGAGUAUUUCCGAUCCUACAAGCAGGCCAAGAGGAAGGACGACGACAUCGCAAUCGUCACGGCGGCGCUCAAAGUGAAGCUGGACAACGAUGGCGUCAUAGAGAAGUGCAACCUCGUCUUCGGAGGCAUGGCUGCCUUCACGCUGGCGGCCAAGGCCACGUCCGAGUUCAUGGCCGGCAAGAAGUUCGCCGAGCUGGAGACGCUCGAGGGUGCCAUGAACGCUCUGGAGGAGGACUUCAACCUCCCCUUUGGCGUCCCCGGUGGCAUGGCCUCAUACCGCAAGUCGCUCGCGCUGGGCUUCUUUUACCGCUUCUACCACGACGUCAUGGCCGAGCUGAGCGGCCAGAGUACCGCUUCCCCUGCCGCCGAGCACGCGGACAAGGAUGCAAUCGAGGAGCUGGAGAGGGAUAUCUCAACCGGGACCAUCGACGUCGACACCACGGCGGCGUACCAGCAGGAGGUCGUCGGGAAGGCGAACCCCCACCUGGCGGCGCUGAAGCAGACGACGGGCGAGGCGCAGUACACGGACGACAUUCCGCCGCUGGCCAACGAGCUGCACGGCUGCCUCGUGCUGUCCACCAGGGCGCACGCCAAGAUCCUGUCGGUGGACUACUCGGCCGCGCUCGAGACGGCGGGCGUGGUCGACUACGUGGACCGGCACGACCUGCCGCGACCCGAGCUGAACCGCUGGGGCGCGCCGCACUUUGAGGAGGUCUUCUUCGCCGAGGACGAGGUAUUCACGACGGGCCAGCCCAUCGCCCUGAUCCUGGCCAAGACGGCGCUCCAGGCGGCCGAGGGCGCCCGCGCCGUCAAGGUCGAGUACGAGGACCUGCCCGCCGUCUUCACCAUCGAGGAAGCCAUCGAGAAGGAGAGCUUCUACAAGUUCUUCAGGGAGAUCAAGAAGGGCGACCCGGAGGCCGCAUUCGCCAAGUGCGACCACGUCUUCAGCGGCGUGGCCCGCAUGGGCGGCCAGGAGCACUUCUACCUCGAGACCAACGCGGCUCUGGUGGUGCCCAAGCCCGAGGACGGCGAGAUGGAGAUUUACUGCAGCACGCAGAACGCAAACGAGACCCAAGUAUAUGCGGCGCGCGUCUGCAACGUGCAGGUCAACAAGGUCCUCGUCAAGGUCAAGCGGCUGGGCGGCGGCUUCGGCGGCAAGGAGUCGCGGUCGGUGCCGCUGAGCUCGAUGCUGGCGCUGGCGGCGCAAAAGACGCGGCGGCCGGUGCGGUGCAUGCUGACGCGCGAGGAGGACAUGGUGACGUCGGGCCAGCGGCACCCGUUCCUGGGCCGGUGGAAGGUCGGGGUCAACGCCGACGGCGCCAUCCAGGCGCUCGACCUCGACAUCUUCAACAACGGCGGCUGGUCGUGGGACCUGAGCGCGGCCGUGUGCGAGCGCGCCAUGACGCACAGCGACAACUGCUACCGCGUGCCCAACGUCCACGUCCGCGGCCGCAUCUGCCGCACAAACACAAUGUCCAACACGGCCUUCCGCGGCUUCGGCGGGCCCCAGGGCAUGUUCAUCGCCGAGACCUACAUGGCCGAGGUGGCCGACCGCCUGGGCAUGCCCGUCGAGCGCCUGCGCGAGGUCAACAUGUACAAGACGGGCGACGAGACGCACUUCAACCAGGCCCUGACUGACUGGCACGUCCCGCUCAUGUACCGCCAGCUGCAGGACGAGGCCGCCUACGCCGCCCGCCGCGACGCCGCCGCGCGCUUCAACGAGGCCAACCGCUGGCGCAAGCGCGGCCUGGCCCUGGUCCCCACAAAGUUCGGCAUCUCCUUCACGGCCCUCUGGCUCAACCAGGCCGGCGCCCUGGUGCACGUCUACCACGACGGCUCCGUCCUGGUCGCCCACGGCGGCACCGAGAUGGGCCAGGGCCUGCACACAAAGAUGGCCAUGGUGGCCGCCCAGGCCCUGCGCGUGCCGCUCGACCGCGUCCACAUCUCCGAGACGGCCACCAACACGGUCGCAAACGCCUCGGCCACGGCCGCCUCGGCCUCGUCCGACCUCAACGGCUACGCCAUCGCCAACGCCUGCGAGCAGCUCAACGCCCGCCUGGCGCCCUACCGCGAGAGGCUCGGGCCCGACGCCGACAUGGGCCGGCUCGCCGAGGCCGCCUACUUUGACCGCGUCAACCUCUCGGCCCAGGGCUUCUACAAGACGCCCGAGAUCGGCUACUCGUGGGACGAGAACAAGGGCAAGAUGUUCUUCUACUUCACCCAGGGCGUCGCCGCGGCCGAGUGCGAGGUCGACACCCUCACGGGCACCUGGACCUGCCUGCGCGCCGACGUCAAGAUGGACGUCGGCCGCAGCAUCAACCCGGCCAUCGACUACGGCCAGAUCCAGGGCGCCUUCGUCCAGGGCAUGGGCCUCUUCACCAUGGAGGAGUCGCUCUGGCUCCGGUCGGGCCCCCCAGGCCGGCCAGCUCUUCACCCGCGGUCCGGGCACCUACAAGAUCCCGGGCUUCCGGGACGUGCCCCAGACCUUCAACGUGACGCUGCUCAAGGGCGUCGAGUGGGAGGAGCUGCGCACCAUCCAGCGCAGCAGGGGCGUCGGCGAGCCGCCCCUCUUCAUGGGCAGCGCCGUCUUCUUCGCCAUCCGCGACGCCCUCAAGGCCGCCCGCGCCCAGUACGGCGUCGCCGCCACCGUCGGCACCGACGACCCCCACGACGGGCUCCUGCGCCUCGAGAGCCCCGCCACCCCCGAGCGCAUCCGCCUUGCCUGCGUCGACCCCAUCAUGGAGCGGGCCAGGGUCGUGCCCAAGGAGGGAGAGAAGAACUUUUUCAUCGCUAUUUGAGUUCCCCCUGUCUUUUGGGUUGGUUUUGGGCUUUCUUGAUAUAGCUCGUUGGAAAUCACGGGGUUUUUAUAUUUUUUUUAUUUCGGCCGGCUGUCGGUUGGGCGUGAUCGCUCUGGCCUGGUGUUGUAUACCCCGUUCUAGUCUAUGCAGAAGGGGUGGUACUUGGAUACCUACAUAACAACCCAAAAAUCAAGCCGUCCGCCCGCCCUGUUGUCUCAGAGACAGAGACAUGUAGUUAUCGUGCAUCGAGCG